Messenger RNA from Postia placenta MAD-698-R-SB12, 1434 nucleotides. RefSeq lists its product as hypothetical. The transcript has 9 exons. The record is from RefSeq and is a predicted model, not a curated record. Gene Ontology annotation, molecular function: methyltransferase activity. Gene Ontology annotation, biological process: rRNA base methylation. Gene Ontology annotation, cellular component: nucleolus. Lineage: Eukaryota; Fungi; Basidiomycota; Agaricomycetes; Polyporales; Adustoporiaceae. Bases 1 to 1434 code for a protein of 477 amino acids.
AUGAAUUUCUACUUUGAAGCUGCUAAAGUCUUGGAUAAGCUCGAUGCAAAGAAAGGCUCCAUUAAAGGCGUCAUCGCGACCGUGGCUGAGAAAGACAGGAAACGGACGGCGGCUGUCGUUAUCGAGACCUUGAAGUAUAAACCAGUGCUGGUUGAGAUCAUUGACGCUGCAAAGCUCUUGAAGGAAGAGCGUAAGAUUUCUUCACGGAAUUUGGCCCUGGUUCUUGUCCACGACCUCCUACUUGCAAAUGGCAUCCAGGCCGGAGAUGGUCCUGUGAAGCAAGCCAUAUUACGCCACAAGACACGACUCCACAGCGAGUUCACGCGAAUUAAGAUCAAGCGCGGCGCGAAAUCGCACAGUGAGCUGGCACAGACCGAUGACUCACGAGCAGCACUCAUACCUCGAUACGUCCGCGUGAAUACGGCAUGCUGGACAAGCGAGGAGGCAAUCCAGACCUUCAUCUCCCGUGGGUACCAGCUGUCAGGACCGUUCCAGUCAGAGCAAGGCUUUUCUCGCGACGGGCACAUCCCCAACCUACUAGCCUUCAACCCCAAAACGCAGUUCGCCGAUGACCCGUUAUACAAGGCGGGAAAGAUCAUUCUCCAAGAUAAGGCGUCAUGCUUCCCAGCUCACAUUCUAGCGCCACCAUCAAGGGACGACUGUGUGGUUAUCGAUGCUACUGCUGCUCCGGGCAACAAGACUUCCCAUCUGAGUGCACUCAUGGGCAACAAGGGCAAACUAUUUGCCUUCGAGCGUGACCGCAAACGUUAUAGCACUCUACAGGCAAUGCUGUCCAGGGCGCACUGCCAAAAUGUGGAGACGGUCAACGCGGAUUUUUUGACGGUGUCGCCGGCGGACGACAGGUACCGCGCGGUCACGCAUAUCCUGCUUGACCCGUCGUGCAGCGGUUCGGGUAUUGUGAACCGUCUAGACCAUCUUCUGGAGGCAGAGGAUGAGAAUGACGACGGGCAAGAGCGCCUGAACAAAUUGGCGGCAUUUCAGCUGUCGAUGAUCAGACACGCUAUGAAAUUUCCCUUGGUGCAGAGAAUUGUCUACUCGACAUGCAGCAUCCACGCCACAGAAAAUGAACACGUCGUCCGGGACGUUCUGAAGACCGAAGAGGCCCUCAGCGGUAGAUUCACACUUGCACCGCCAAAAGAAGUACUGCCAAGUUGGCAGCGCCGAGGCCUAGCCGAGGAGGUUGACAAUCCUGACUACGCGGCAUCGCUUGUACGCUGUUCUCCUGACGAAGACGCAACGAACGGCUUCUUCGUGAGCAUGUUCAUCCGAACCGACCCUGACCGCAAGGACAACGAACACGACCCCUCGGAGAUCGGAACACGAAAAAGGCCAGUAAGGGAGGACGAAGAGACGCCUGGUGAGAACGCAAGGCACCGGAAAAGAAAAAAGAAAAAGAGCUCUAGAGUCGCAUAA